UAGAUUAUUCAUGAUAAUAUUAUAAAAAGAUUAGAAAAAAAAAAAAAAAAAGAAAUUAUGUUUUGUAAAGAAUUUAACUGCAGAACUAGGUUUAGUUAGUUUGACAUGGAGACUGACGUGGCAAGAUUAAAUAUACAGAUAAAGCUAGAUCAGCAUAUUUUCGUUAGGUUGAAGGACUAGAACUAAUGAAAGGCCUUUUCAUACUUUUAUUAGGACUUAAAUUGUAAAAAGAGUUACGAAACUUUCAAAGUCUAUCAAUACUAUUUUGCCAUAAAAUAAGUGAUUGGGUUUGAUUGCACCGCCUAAAUCAACAGACUUGCAUUGCAAGGACUCAUACAGGCAUAAGGAAUAUGCAAGAAGAAGGCAUAAGUGAGUAGGGUUAGCAAAGUCAGGGCCACUCUGUCAACUAUUUCAGAUUUACGAAGAUCAUACAUUACUCUCACACGAUGAACAGCACCUCAACUUCGCAUUCUUCUUCACAAACUAUGACGCCUAAACCAGUGCUUCAAAACAUCGCAUCAACAGUGAACUUGGACUGCAAACUCGACCUCAAGCGCAUAGCACUUCACUCUCUCAAUUCUGAAUACGACCCCAAGCGAUUCUCCGCUGUGACUAUGCGAAUCAGACAUCCUCAAACCACAGCGCUGAUCUUCGCCUCCGGCAGGGUGGUCUGUACUGGUGCUAAAACGGAAGAAGACUCAAAAUUAGCAAUGAGAAAGUUCGCAAGAAUCGUGCAGAAGUUGGGUUUUCCUGCCAAGUUUAAAGAUUUCAAGAUUCAGAAUAUUGUCGCCUCUUGUGACAUGAAAUUCCCUCUUCGACUUGAGAAGUUUAUAUACACCAAGCAUGCUGCUUUUUCUAGAUACGAACCUGACGUGUUUCCAGGCCUCAUUUAUCGCAUGAAAGAGUCGCGGAUUAUAAUGCUUAUCUUUGUUUCAGGAAAAGUUGUGAUUACAGGAGCCAAGAAGACGGAUGAGGCCUUUGCUGCCUUCGACAACAUCUAUCCUGUUCUUGCUGGGUUCAAGAGGUAGCAGAGAUUUUUCUAUAUUGGGUAGUAGAUAGAAUAGAGUAGAAAUCUUUGUUGGACGAUUCUUUCAUUAGUAUUCAUUGCAAAUUCUAGCUAUGGAUAUGUGCAUUAGUAAUUUGAU
Molecule: messenger RNA, 1145 nt
Organism: Ricinus communis (castor bean)
Lineage: Eukaryota; Viridiplantae; Streptophyta; Magnoliopsida; Malpighiales; Euphorbiaceae
Product: TATA-box-binding protein
Exons: 1
Coding region: 447-1028 (193 amino acids)
Biological process (GO): DNA-templated transcription initiation
Molecular function (GO): DNA binding; RNA polymerase II general transcription initiation factor activity
Source: RefSeq, a predicted model, not a curated record